GUUGCCUCAAUAUCGGUGACGUAGUCCACAGGUCCCUAAACCACGUUGAACUGUGUUUACAAAAUCAGCUCAGUUACGCCGAAACUGAAAUUGUAUGGCAUGCAGUGUUUUGGGUCAAGUACAGUUUUCUCGUAAACAGUCAGUAGUAGCUAGACUUCUUCAAUGGAUUGCUGUACUAAAAUCUGAAUGGACUUGUGCAACAGAUAAAUACCUUGAUAACUCACAGACAAUGUAUCACCAAGGUUUCAAUCCUCAGUUUGAGGACCAAAAUUAUAUGUAUUAUGUGCAGCAGCAAUAUCCGGCUUACAUGCAAAACUACAACAUGAAUAUGCCAAUGCAACAAAAUUUUAGACCACGCCCACGUUUUCAGGGACGUCCGCCUUUUCCUGUUGGGCGUCGACCUGAACAGAGGCAUUGGCAGCAACAGGACAAUUAUUCAAGUGUUCGUGACCAUAUAAGACAAGAUAUAAUUAAUCAGCUAAAUAUUGAAAUAGGGGAUGAUGACCUGCAUAAUAAUUCAAACUACACAGCUUUAAAUUCCUCUAAAAAGAGAAAAUCAGAUGAUGAUGACUCACCAAGUAAAAGUAAGAGAUCUAAACAAGAUUACGUACUCAGGAUACCACCAACUCCUAAGUCUUCAUCAAACUCACAGAUAACACAAGCUAUGAUAGAAUACUUUGUUGAGAAUCAUCAAACAGAGGAAAUGUACAUGAAGAAAGUCAAAUUAAGAGAUGCUCUCUACAGUAUAUUAAAUGGAGUGUUACCACAUUGUGGUUUAUAUAUUGUUGGUUCCUCUAUGAGUGGCUGUGGGACAAUGACAUCAGAUAUGGAUCUAUGUCUUAUGAUCACAGACCAACCAAUAGAACAAGCCAAAGAGGCACCAGAAUUAUUAUAUCUCAUCCAGAGGUCUUUCAGUAAAUGUUCAUUCCUAAACAGAUCUAUGGUGAUAAGAGCCAAAGUUCCCAUUCUCAGGUUUACUGACACAAUAAGUCAAGUAGAAUGUGAUUUAAAUGUAAACAAUAGUGUAGGAAUCAGGAAUACACAUCUUAUCAAGUAUUAUUGUAUGUUGGAUUGGCGAAUACGUCCAUUAAUGCUAUACAUUAAGAUGUGGUCUCGUUUCCAUGACAUUAAUGAUGCCAGGAAGAUGACAAUAUCUAGUUAUUCUCUCUGUCUCAUGGUUAUUCACUACUUACAAUUUGGAUGUAAACCACAAGUUCUGCCAUCACUACAAAAACUUUAUCCUGAUAUUUUCCAUUCAGAGUCUGAUAUAACAGCAUUAAGAUUUGAUCACCAGCUGAAGUAUAAAAGUAAAAAUGACCAGACUCUAGGAGAUCUUUUUUUAGGGUUUCUGGAAUAUUACACAAAUAAUUUUGCUUUUGAUACUCAAUUGAUGAGCGUGAGAACAGGAACAAGAAUGCAGAAAUACAUGGCCAUAGGCCAGACAAACGAUAAAAACCAAUGGAAGUGCCUAAAUAUAGAAGAACCUUUUGAUCUCACUAAUACUGCCAGAAGUUGUUAUGAUGAACACACAUUUGAGAGGAUUAAGAGAGUGAUCAGACUUAGCUAUCAAAGACUUUCAAGGUCACGAGAUGUCAAGGUCAUCCUAACAAGUCCCUUCUAAUUGGUCAAGAUAACAGUAACUUUUAAAGCUAUUGGCCAACAGAUUGUGGAUAGGACUGUUCAAGACAAAAGGAAGUUUUAAUGUUAUUUGGCAGCAGAUUGUGGAUAGGAUCUAUCUAUUGACUACCAAACACAGAUGGUGAUACUUUGAAGAAAGAAUAGAAUGUGCAGAACAUGUUUUCAUUGAGAGAUUGUCUCAUCCACGCUAACUUGUCAUUCUGUAAACAGGAUAUGUGAUUAAACAAACAAAUACUUAUACAACAAGAGAUUGUACAAGGAGCUUUAUUCAAAAGUCAGAUAGAUGUAAAACAUGUUACUUAAAGAAAGAACAACGUAAUAUUGUCUUUAAAAUCUAGUGAUUAUAUUAAUGAAUAAGUGUUAAAAGUAUAACUGAAUAUUUGAUUGACACAUGUUGAUGGCUGAUGCAUUUAGUUGAAAAGAUACAUUUGAAAAUUUGAUGUUAAAAUAUGUAGUCAUUAUAUAUUAGCUGACCCGGCUCAACGGGCUAGUAUGAGUUAUUGCACACACUUAACAUCUGUCGUCUGUUAUGUUUUACAAAACUGUUCUCUGAAAUUAGUAGGCCAAUGGCAACCAAACUUUGCACAAUCGUCCAUUGUGUCUUGUUUUAAAAAUUGUGUCUGCUGAACCCACAAUCCAUCCAACAUAGCCAUCAUUUCUAAAUUUUAAACAUACAGGUAUAAUGCAAAUAAUCAUUUACCGCUGGUAUCUUGAAAACUAUAGAUAAAAAUCUGACCAAAAAUGUAAGACAACUCCCAUCGUGAGUUACUGCCCUUAAAUGACAAUUUUUCUUUUGAUAGAAAAUUUGAAUUGCAAAAAUUAGUAAAAUAGAUGUUCAAAUAAGUCAACAUGGCAGAAUUGGGCGGUUGACUUCUUGUCUUUAAAUGAUGUAUUUUACAAUUUUUUCCAUUUUUGUGUAAAAUCUUGAAGACUAAUAGAUAAAGGGUUAUCUUUAUAGCUAUUAAAAUUGUUCACCAAGAAAAAUCUACUGUAACCUCAACAUGGCUGUAAUUAAGUUGAUAAUAUAUAGGAGUUAUUGCCUUUCGAUUUCAAAUUUGACCCAUUUUCUGCAUUUUUGGCUUUAAUCUGGAAAAUUAUAAUAGACGGAGAGAAACUUUAAAUGGCAAAAAUGACCAACUGAAAAUAGGUCAACAAGGCAAAAAUUGUCAGUUGUCUCCUUUAGUUUAAUAUAGAAGUUAUUGCCCUUCAAUAAAGAUUUUAAUCAUUUUUUUCAACUUUGUCAAAUCUAAUGCUGUCAAAAAGAAAUUGUAAACAAUAAAAAUUACCAGCAAAACAAGAUCUACAAAUAAAGUCAACAUGGUUAAAUUCCAUAGUUGACUCAUUUUAAGGCUAAUCACCCUUAGAUAAAGAGGUUAACACAGUUUUGUGUUUUAGAUGUAAACUAUUAGGAGAUGAAGCAAAAUUGUUAACAGCAAAAAUUCUUCCUCAUUCCUAAAUCACAGUGUUCACACAUUUUUAAUUUUUUGCCUUUUUUCUUGAAAAAUAAUAAUGGUUAGACAAAACCUUUAUCUGGCCCAAAAAAAAUAACAAGACGAUAUUUUGGACUGCAUGAGUUUAUGUUCUAGACAAAAAUUCUUAAUGCACUGUAUCAUUGUAUCAGUUUUAUGGAAAAGUUCCAGGGAAGCAAUACAGACUCUAUGGAGCCCUUACUUAAAUUCUACUUAAGCAGUUAAAUGAUAUAAAUUCCAAUCAAGUAAAUAAUAUGUAUAUUUAUCAAUAGAAUAGUACAUUAAUGAUACUGAAAGCUAUAUCGUUUGAAAAUUUUGGUGGAGUCCAAAUUUUGUCCUUGAAAAAGAUUUUAUGAAAGCUCAUAAGCUUAGAAAAUUUUUACUUAGCAAUGGUAAAAAAGUAUUGUUCUGCAUUUGGUGUGAUAUUUAUUGGUUAUAUACAUGAUAAUAUUACAGUUGUGAUAAUGUGUUUUGAUAUGUACAGAGAGCAUUUGAUAAAAAUAAACUUAUUUUCUAAAAACAGUACAAA
This is a messenger RNA of Mytilus californianus (California mussel), 3636 nucleotides long. Its product is annotated as poly(A) RNA polymerase GLD2-like. Gene Ontology annotation, cellular component: cytosol. Lineage: Eukaryota; Metazoa; Mollusca; Bivalvia; Mytilida; Mytilidae. The record is from RefSeq and is a predicted model, not a curated record. The coding region runs from base 95 to 1621 and encodes 508 amino acids. The transcript is spliced from 13 exons. Gene Ontology annotation, molecular function: poly(A) RNA polymerase activity.